This is a messenger RNA of Castor canadensis (American beaver), 1276 nucleotides long. The record is from RefSeq and is a predicted model, not a curated record. NCBI's taxonomy places the organism in Eukaryota, Metazoa, Chordata, Mammalia, Rodentia, Castoridae.
GGAGAGCGGGCCCCAGCCUCGGCGCAGGGCGCGGGCAUUGGUGACGCACGCCGGAGAGCAAGGCGCCCACGUUUCCACCAUUAGCGAGGCCUCACACCCAGCGCUCCAAGUUCGGGGCUGGAGGCCUCCCGGCUUCUUCCUCCCUCCCCGAGGCGGGCCGGCCCCGCCCCCGCGCCCGCGCCCCGGGUCGCUCGCGGCGGCCCCGCCCACCUCCUACUCCUGGCCUCCCCCGGCGCAGCGUACUCCCCGCCGGCCGCAGCCUGACACGCCGCACGGCUCCCAGUCUCCCGCGGCCGCCUUCCCCAGGCAUGGCACAGGGCCUCGCCUCACUAUGGCAGCAGCACGGCACAGCACGCUCGACUUCAUGCUCGGCGCCAAAGCUGAUGGUGAGACCAUUCUAAAAGGCCUCCAGUCCAUUUUCCAGGAGCAGGGGAUGGCAGAGUCGGUGCAUACCUGGCAGGACCAUGGCUAUUUAGCAACCUACACAAACAAAAAUGGCAGCUUUGCCAAUUUGAGAAUUUAUCCACAUGGCUUGGUGUUGCUGGACCUUCAGAGUUACGACAGUGAUGCACAGGGCAAAGAAGAAACUGACAGUCUUUUGAACAAAAUAGAAGAAAGAAUGAAAGAAUUGAGUCAGGACAGUACUGGACGGGUAAAGCGACUACCACCCAUAGUUCGAGGAGGGGCCAUCGACAGAUAUUGGCCCACUGCUGAUGGGCGCCUUGUUGAGUAUGACAUAGAUGAAGUGGUGUACGAUGAAGACUCACCUUAUCAGAACAUUAAAAUUCUACACUCGAAGCAGUUUGGAAAUAUACUUAUCCUUAGUGGGGAUGUUAAUUUGGCAGAGAGUGAUUUGGCGUAUACCCGGGCCAUCAUGGGCAGUGGCAAAGAAGAUUACACUGGCAAAGAUGUACUGAUUCUGGGAGGUGGAGAUGGAGGCAUAUUAUGUGAGAUAGUCAAAUUGAAACCAAAGAUGGUCACUAUGGUAGAGAUUGACCAAAUGGUGAUUGACGGAUGUAAGAAAUACAUGCGAAAAACAUGUGGUGAUGUCUUAGACAAUCUUAAUGGAGACUGCUAUCAGGUGCUAAUAGAAGACUGCAUUCCAGUACUGAAAAGGUACGCCAAAGAAGGGAGAGAGUUUGAUUAUGUGAUUAAUGAUUUGACGGCUGUCCCAAUCUCCACAUCUCCAGAAGAAGAUUCCACUUGGGAGUUUCUCAGACUGAUUCUUGACCUCUCAAUGAAAGUAUUAAAACAGGAUGGGAAAUAUUUUACACAG